Molecule: messenger RNA, 1164 nt
Organism: Hyaloperonospora brassicae
Lineage: Eukaryota; Oomycota; Peronosporomycetes; Peronosporales; Peronosporaceae
Source: the annotation of a GenBank genome assembly
AUGCUGCUGUUGCCUCGCAGUCACCGCACUCUAACGCGUUCGGUAGACGUAUCCAUUGCACAAACGUCUCAACGCCUUGCGCGUCAUGCAGUGCUCGCGGUAUCCGCUGCCGCCUUUGCUUCUUCGCUCGCAGUGAGCGCGUCAAGUGCUGCCUCAACAUUGUGCGAGGCAGCAAAGCCAAGCGCUGAGCUUCGUGACCUCGUCGCAAGUCCCGAAGAGGUUCUCUAUCCAGCAGUUGAGCCCUUCAACACCGGUACCAUUCGCGUCUCGCCCGUCCACGAGCUGUACUAUGAAGAGUGUGGGAACCCGUGCGGGAAACCCGUGAUCAUGGUACACGGUGGACCCGGUGCGGGCUGCUCGAACAGCAUGCGACGAUUCCACGAUCCGCGGGUUUACCGCAUCAUUUUGCUGGACCAACGCGGUGCUGGACGGAGCACACCCCAUGCGUCACUGGACGAGAACACGACGUGGCACUUGGUCGACGAUAUGGAGAAGCUGCGGAGUCACUUGAACAUUGACAAGUGGCAAGUCUUUGGAGGUUCGUGGGGCAGUACCCUGUCGAUCGCGUAUGCUAUCACGCAUCCCACUCAAGUGACGGAAUUGGUGCUGCGCGGGAUCUUCCAUCUGCGCAAGCAGGAGAUUGACUUUUACUAUCAAAGUGGCGCCAGCUUUAUCUAUCCCGAUCGCUGGGAGGCUUACCGUGAUGCGAUUCCCGAAGCAGAGCGCGGGGACUUUGUCACGGCGUACCACAAACGCCUGACAAGUGACGACCCAAAUGUCCGGAUUCCAGCAGCUCUGGCCUGGACAACGUGGGAGAAAACGACGAGUAACCUCAUUCCUCCGGCGGAUGCUGCUGACAAGUCAAUGGACGAAGAAAAGUUUGCCGAAGCAUUUGCUCGCAUUGAAAACCACUACUUCGUGAACAGGGGCUUCUUCCCCAACGACGAGUUCCUGAACGAGAAUGCUCACAAGAUUCGCCACAUACCUACUGUCAUUGUCCAGGGACGGUACGACGUUGUUUGCCCGAUGAAGACAGCCUGGGACUUCCACAAGGCUUUUCCAGAGGCUGACUUCCGCGUGGUCCAGACCGCCGGUCAUUCUGCUAUGGAGCCUGGCAUUGCCAAGGAGCUCGUCGACGCCACCGACAAAUUCAAGAACUUGUAG